CAGUUCGAAAGCAGGUCAAAGUGCAAGUGGAUAAAUAGGUACCGCUCUGGCGGGAAGGUAAACGGCGUUUCCGUGCCACAUGACCCAGAAAAACUGUCUGCGGACAAACACCGGCUCCCUCAGCCAGAUGAGAUGAGCGCUGCAACCCCAGAGUUGUCUACAACUGGACCAAACGGUCAGGAGUCCCUUUACCUUUACCUUUACCAGCAUAGAAAACUAGCUUACAUUUAACACUUGCUAGAUUCAGGGGUUCCCAUGGACUGCAAGAAGAUUCAGAUCCCAUGGACUGCAAGAAGAUCAAACCUAUCCAUUCUUAGGGAAAUCAGCCCUGAGCGCUCACUGGAAGGACAGAUCGUGAAGCUGAGGCUCAAAUACUUUGACCACCUCAAGAAAAGAGUAGAGUCCCUGGAAAAGACCCUGAUGUUGGGAAAGAUGGAGGGCACAAGGAGAAGGGGACGACAGAGGAUGAGAAUGGUUGGACAGUGUUCUCGAAGCUACCAGCAUGAGUUUGACCAAACUGCGGGAGGCAGUGGAAGACAGGAGUGCCUGGCGUGCUCUGGUCCAGGGGGUCACAAAGAGUCGGACACGACUAAACGACUGAACAACAAGAUUCAGGGGUUAGAAGGGUCACUGCAUACAGCCUACUCCCCCCCCCCCACUAGGGAUGUUUGAUAUCUGGUUUCCAACAUCGCAAUAUACAGUAUCACCGUCUAAACAUUGCGACAUACUGAUAUGAUGUCCAACAAGGAUGGAGCUAGGUAGAGGCAUUAGCCGACUUCACAUUUCCCCCCACACUGUGACUUUUGCAUUGCACACGCACGCAUGCAUCAUGAUUCGCAAUAUUUUGCCAGGUCAAAAAUUAUCGUGAUAUGGACUUCAAACCAGUUUUGGAUGAUAUUAUAUUGCCCAGCCCUAACUCAUAACAAUGAACAGGCCUUCCUUUUCACAGCACAUCAUUGACCUUUCUUUUCCCCCUCGCCAAAUAAUUUUAAAAGCUAUAUUUGAAUUCAGAGAAUGCAGCCGUAACACUAUGCCCAGACACAGAGCUUCACCAUAGGCCGAGAGAGGCUGUUUCCUCAAGCAAAGGAACGUAGAGCAACUGGAUUGUAAAUAUUCAGCCAAACUAGUGGCCAAUUAAAAACAAAACAAAACACUAAAACCAGCAGCCACCUCUUUCUUGUCAGCCACCAUGUGACCAGAACUGGCACCUUGUUCUCAGAGAACCAGGGCUGUAUUAGGAAAGCCUCUGGGUUGGAUGGAGAGGCCAAUGAAUGAAGCUAAAAUGUUAUUAGUGAUUCCUCCAUUUAAGAGGUUGAAAAUGCUGGCCCCAUCCCUCUGAUGAGACCAGGCGCCAGCACUGGCCACAUUUUCUCACUCAUUGAUUCUCUGGCAGAGAGCAAGUGAAACCCAUCCUCUGGCACAUGUCUGAAAUCUAGAUUCCCAAUCUUGCCAUGGCUAUUUAUAAUUCGGAAUGCCCACAGGGUGUAUCAAACUAGCCGCUUCCACAUUCAACCUGGCUGUCUUUCUGAACUAUCUGCCCACAUAUCAAAGAAGGUAUAUAUAAUUUUGAGACAAACAACAGCUUCAGCUUAGGGCGUGUAUUUGGAAUGGGCAGUGAUACUGGGCAAGUGAUGUCAGCAUCGUCCUUGAGCCAGUGCCACCAACUGGACUCAUCCACUUCAGCCCCGACUGGGCUGGGCAGCACUUCCAGAGACCACCUUCUGCACAGGAACAGGUCAAAGUGCUGUGGACUCACAGCUUAGAGUUGUGAGCACCGGAUUCACUUCCACAAGAAGACAGUCGUCGCACAGCAGAGUACAGCAGACUCUAGCAGAGUAUAUAAACAACUCGGAGAGCAGCUCUGUAGAAUAUCUUCUUUAUUCUAUAACUACAACUAUAAUACAACUAUAUACAGAGCUAAAUAGGUCUAUAAAUGAAUGCUGCACUGCACUGAGUGUCUGCAGAUGCUCUUAGCAGCAACCUUAUCUCUACACACAAUCUCUAACACUCAGUCUCUCUCUCUCUCCCCGACACUGACUGACUGACUGACUCGGUGCUGGAGCAGAAUAAGUAGAGAGCAGAACACGCCUCCUCCUCUCUGGAGAAUCAGCAGACUCCUCAGGAGAUUCUUGGAUAUGGGAGGGGUGAAAUCUCCUCAAGUGAGGUUGUACCUUCCUUCUUAAGGUGUACGAGAAUCUGAAAUACACUGGCCCUAGAGCAGUGCUGCUCUGCCACCCGCUCACUGACCCCUUGAAAACUGCUGAAGAUCCUGGUGGACCACAGGAUGAUUUUUCUGCCAGCAGUAGCAACAGUAGUAUGCCAUGCUAGAUGCUGCAUGAUUUUUUUUAUUGAAUCAUAGAAUUAUAGAAUUAUAGAGUUGGAAGAGACCACAAGGGUCAUCGAGUCCAACCCCCUGCCAAGCAGGAAACACCAUCAGAGCACUCCUGACAUAUGGUUGUCAAGCCUCUGCUUAAAGACCUCCAAAGAAGGAGACUCCACCACACUCCUUGGCAGCAAAUUCCACUGUCAAACAGCUCUUACUGUCAGGAAGUUCUUCCUAAUGUUUAGGUGGAAUCUUCUUUCUUGUAGUUUGGAUCCAUUGCUCCGUGUCCGCUUCUCUGGAGCAGCAGAAAUCAACCUUUCUCCCUCCUCUAUGUGACAUCCUUUGAUAUAUUUGAACAUGGCUAUCAUAUCACCCCCUAACCUCCUCUUCUCCAGGCUAAACAUGCCCAGCUCCCUUAGCCGUUCCUCAUAAGGCAUCGUUUCCAGGCCUUUGACUACAGUGGUGCCUCGCAAGACGAAAUUAAUCCGUUCCGCGAGAGUCUUCGUCUAGCGGUUUUUUCGUCUUGCGAAGCAAGCCCAUUGACGGAUUAGCGCUAUUAGCGCUAUUAGCGGUUUAGCGGCUAUUAAAGGCUUAAAGGCUUAGGGGAUUAGCUGCUAAAAGGCUAUUAAAGGCUAUUAAAGGCUUAGCAGAUUAGAUAAAGGGGGAAAGCGAAAAAAACCUCAAGACUCGCAAGGUAUUUUCGUCUUGCGAAGCAAGCCCAUAGGGGAAUUCGUCCUGCGAAGCAACUUCAAAACGGAAAACCCUUUCGUCUAGCGGUUUUUCCGUCUUGCGAGGCAUUCGUCUUGCGGGGCACCACUGUAUUUUGGUUGCCCUCCUCUGGACACGUUCCAGUUUGUCAGUGUCCUUCUUGAACUGUGGUGCCCAGAACUGGACACAGUACUCCAGGUGAGGUCUGACCAGAGCAGAAUACAGUGGCACUAUUACUUCCCUUGAUCUAGAUGCUAUACUCCUAUUGAUGCAGCCCAGAAUUGCAUUGGCUUUUUAGCUGCCGCAUCACACUGUUGGCUCAUGUCAAGUUUGUGGUCAACCAAGACACCUAGAUCCUUUCACAUGUACUGCUCUCAAGCCAGGUGUCACCCAUCUUGUAUUUGUGCCUCUCAUUUUUUUUGCCCAAGUGCAAUACUUUACAUUUCUCCUUGUUAAAAUUCAUCUUGUUUGUUUUUGCCCAGUUCUCUAAUCUGUCAAGGUCGUUUUGAAGUGUGAUCCUGUCCUCUGGGGUGUUAGCUUCUUUUAUUUCUUAUACUGCAUUUUAGUGUGAUAGUUUAGAUUCCACAGACUACAGUACAAAAGACAACAAAAAUAACAUACAAUAUAAGAAAUAAAAGAAGCAAUACAAUUAAACAUCAAUACAAAUAUUUAAUGCAUUAUGCCUGCUGCAUUUCAUAGACACACCAUGGACCACCUGAAUGAAGACUGUGGACCACUAGGGGUCCGUGGAGCAGUUUGGGAGCCCCUGCCUUUGAACACAGGUGAGAAACCUCUAUCCUAUAUGUAAAUAGUAAUUAUAUCACAACCAUGGGACUAUUUAAUACAUGCAAUUAUUAAAAUGCAUACACUGGGGGAAGUCCAUUUCGACACCAGGGAUGGAAUUCAGUGUUGCGCUGAUACCAUUGUAUUUUCUACAUAUGUCAGAAAUGCAAAAAAAUAAGCAGGCAUUUUCCCAGGUUUCCAUGGAAAGACUGUGUGAAUCUAACAUUGUAAUGAAAGUGCCUCCACUGUUGACAAAGAGGAAUAAUUCUCUGUUCAUAAAAACACAAAGGAGCAUCCGGUGGUGAAGACUGGAUUUGUCUACGGUGGUACCUCUGGUUACGAACUUAAUUUGUUCCGGAGGUCCAUUCUUAACCUGAAACCGUUCUUAACCUGAGGUACCACUUUAGCUAAUGGGGCCUCCUGCUGCCGCCACACCGCUGGUGCGUGAUUUCUGUAGCCUGUAGCAAAGUCUGUAACCUGAAGUGUUUGUAACCCGAGGUAUCACUGUAUUAUUAUACAAAUGCUUACUGUUUGAUUAGGCUCUAAACCACAGAGCCUCUUGGGCUUGCUGAUCAGAAGGUUGGAGGUUCGAAUCCCCGCGACGGGGUGAGCUCCUGUUGCUCGGUCCCUGCUCCUGCCAACCUAGGGGUUCGAAAGCACGUCAAAGUGCAAGUAGAUAAAUAGGUACCGCUCCGGUGGGAAGGUAAACAGCAUUUCCGUGUGCUACUCUGGUUCGCUAGAAGCAGCUUAGUCUGUGGACAAACGCAGGCUCCCUUGGCCAAGAAAGCGAGGUGAGCGCCGCAACCCCCGAGUCGUCAGCGACUGGACAUAACGGUCAGGGUUCCCUUUACCUUACUGUUUGAUUAUGUUUUUAAUUAUGUUGGCAGCCGCCUAGAGUGGCUGGGGCAACCCAGUCAGAUGGGCGGGUUACAAAUAAUAAAUUAUUAUUAUUAUCUGCACAAGGAUUUCUGCUUGCCAGGUGGAACAAUCUCCCCUCUCCUCUCGCUGCAUGCUGUUCUAGGAGGUUCUCCCAGAGACAAUUGGGGGGGCACAGAGGGAGAGAAGAUGAAAAGCCCAAGUUUCACUAGCGGGAUUUGUGGUGCUGGUUCCCGCAAGUGCAACCGUGUGGUUGAAUCCAGCCCCGACGUCUUUUUCAAGUUCGUAUAAAAAUAAACUUCUGAUUUCUCAGGAGAAAAAGUAUCGCUGUCAGAUUCCAGCUGGAGUUGUGGUUACCGAAGGCAGGCUCGUAACAAAUGAUCUGAAUCUGACUGGGCAAAGGCCAUGUGGGUGGGAGGCCUGGCAGGGAAAGCAGAACACCCCCUUCUGGCAUGACAAAACAGGAGAGCCUGGAGAAGCUAAUCAGAUGCCAUCGGCCAACUCAGAUGUGUUUUUCUCCCCUUGCUUGCCAACUGCAGAGAAGAGGCUGCCUUUCAAAAGUGCUGGCUCCCCCUGAUGGACGAAUGCUGGCCACAAACAUUCCCUCCCUCUUCGUUGUCAGGACGGAAGCACAGGAAGGCCGAGGCAGAGGAGCAUGGGGUGGACAGGAGGUCGGUCUGGAUUUGCCGCUAGGUCUCUUGGAUGAUUUGCAAGGGUGCUGGCCCCCACAUUGUUCAACAGCAGUCAAGAUAACAAAGGAACUUCCCCUCUAAAUUGGGCUGGCAUGCUCAUUAGAGGACACAAAUGCUCCCCUUUGUAACACUCUCAUUGGUUUCAACUUACGCUGCGUAAAAUGUGAUUCUGGAUGAGCCCUUAGAUUGCAUUUCACCUGUACAUGGUGCUUAACCCUUAGCUGUGUAUUGUAGCGGUCUGCAGCUGAAUAGUGAAUUUCAUAGAUCUACAUAGGGAUCAUAUGGGACGCGGGUGGCGCUGUGGGUUAAACCACAGAGCCUACAAUUUGCCAAUCAGAAGGUCGGCGGUUCGAAUCCCCGCGACAGGGUGAGCUCCCGUUGCUCGGUCCCUGCUCCUGCCAACCUAGCAGUUCAAAAGCACGUCAAAGUGCAAGUAGAUAAAUAGGUAUAGCUCCGGCGGGAAGGUAAACGGCGUUUCCAUGCGCUGCUCUGAUUCGCCAGAAGCGGCUAAGUCAUGCUGGCCACAUGACCAGUGGAGCUGCACGCCAGCUCCCUCGGCCAAUAAAGCGAGAUGAGCACCACAACCCCAGAGUUUACCUUUACCUUACAUAGGGAUCAUAGAAUUGUAGCGUUGGAAGGGAUCCUGAGGAUCAUCCAUUCCAACUCCCGCAAUGCAGGAUUGAAUAUGCAGCUGUCCCUUACAAGCAACAAACGUGCAACCUUGGUGUUAUGCGCACCAUGCUCUACCCAACUGAGCAAUUUAACCGCCUGAUCCUAAGCAUGUCUGCUUAAAUCCCAUUGAACUCAGUUAGACUUCCUUCCUGGGAAACCUGCUUAGAAUCAGACAUGUUUACUUGGAGAUAAGCCCCCUUGAAUUCAAUGGGGUUUACUCCCAAAUCAGCAGGGAAAUGAACCUUGCAAUAUAUUAUAGGUGACCAAACAAAUCCAUAAGGAUUAUCUCAAUAUCACAUACACAACUAUCGUAUCAAUUAUAUCCAGCACCCACGCAGUGUAUCAAUUCAUUACAAAGACUACUUGAAUCCCAGAUGUAUGUACUCAACAGUAUUGUUACAUACACAGAUAAAUUUAAACUCUGUAGACAAAGUUCUCAUUUUAGCCACAUUAGAACUGAAUAGGGCAGGGGUGUGUGAAUAGGGUUCUCCUUAUUUGUAUCUUAUGGGGGGGGGGAGAGAAUAAUGGUGUCCUCCAUUUCUUCCAGAUCAUAAGAGAAUAAUAAUUUCCCAUAAGGAUUAUUAUGGUACCCGAAUUUAACUGCUGCGCCCGUUGUCUGAUGCUGGGAGAGCACAAAAUGCUCUUUAAAGAGUGGUGGACUUUCAUUCCGAAAGUUUGGCUAAUUAUUUAUCAGAAAAAGAAAAGGAAAAAUACAAAAGUUUGGAGAUCUGGCUACUCUCCGUGUCUUCUUGCCACUCAGCAUCUAGAUCAGGCACAGGAAAAACUCGUCCCUCCAGCUGUUUUGGGACUACAACUCCCAUCAUCCCUGACCGCUGGUCCUGUUAGCUAGGGAUGAUGGGAGCUGUAGUGCUAAAACAGCUGGAGGGCCGAGUAUGCCUAUGCCUGAUCUAGAUGUCAAAAUUUUCUUGGCUUUCAGUACACUUAAAUAUAAUAGCAAAGCUUUAGCUAUUCAGUAAGCAGACUUGGUUUUGGAGGCACUUUCCUCCCAGGAAUUAAAACCCACUUCUAUAGUAGGUUUAAACAAAUAGAUUUCCCCUGCACAUUACACAGUCAUGGAAUCCAGCUCCCUUAAGUAAAAAGGGGGGGGAAAGAAAAGCCCUCUCUAGGGCACAGCAGAAUGCAUCCCAAAGCAGCUCAGGAGGUAUCUAAGCAACACAGCCGUCUCCUAGGUGAGAAAAGAAACGAGGCUGUGAUUGAGCUAAUUUAUGUCACAACAGUGGCAGAGCCCUUUUCGUAGGGAUGAGUAGUAACCAAUGAGGAUUUCGCAGCUGUCACUAGACUGCCUGCAGAGCAGUCUUGCAGGAACAUGGCUGUUGGUUCCUGGCCUUGAAGGAUGCUUGUGUGUCUCUAGCACUUGCAUGGCAGGGCGCUUAGCUGAUGUGGCUUUUCUGACUGCACAACUCUGGGGUGACAGAAAGCCCCAGCUCUACUUCCAUCAUUCUGCCCAGACACUGAGGUCCAGCGCCGAGGGCCUUCUGGCGGUUCCCUCGCUGCGAAAGCCAAGUUAUAGGGAACCAGGCAGAGGGCCUUCUCGGUAGUGGCACCCGCCCUGUGGAACGCCCUCCCACCAGAUGUCAAAGAGAAAAACAACUACCAAACUUUUAGAAGACAUCUGAAGGCAGCCCUGUUUAGGGAAGCUUUUAAUGUUUAAUAGGUUGUUGUAUUUUACUGUUUUGUUGGAAGCCGCCCAGAGUGGCUGGGGAAACCCAGCCAGAUGGGUGGGAUAUAAAUAAAUUAUUAUUAUUAUUAUUAUUAUUAUUAUUAUUAUUAUUAUGACAGUGGACAGACAUUUUCCUACCUCUCCAUAUUAUUAGAAACAGAGGUCAUCCAAGAAGCUGAAGGUUGGAAGAUUCAGGCAGGAGGUGGAACUUUCGUUCUAGAAAUUCGCUCCCACAAGAUACAGUGAUGGCUGUCAACUUGGGCUGCUUCAAAAGGAAAUUAGGCAAAUUCAGGGAGGUGCAAGCUGUCAAAGACUUCUAGACAGCUGAGGUAGCUCAGUCGGUAGAGCAUGAGGAUCUUAAUCACAGGGUUGUGGGUUCGAGCCCCAAAUUGGGCAGAUGAUUCCUGAAUUGGAGGGGGUUGCACUAGAUGACCCUCGUGGUCCCUUCCAACCGUACAAUUGUAUAAUACAGUGGUACCUCGGGUUAAGUACUUAAUUCGUUCUGGAGGUACGUUCUCCGGGGACCCUGUGAGAUCGCCACAACCUGCAACCCCCUACUUGCACCACUGAGUAAGCAAACACCCAUUAUUUAUGAUCUGCCAGGGUCAGGUCCUGCUGCGUUCUUGUAAUCAUUCUCAGCAGCCAUCUGCUUCAGCUAGUUUAUUUAUUCUUUUCCGUUCGGGGCUUCUUUCUGCCAUGCACCAACAAUGCUCCUCCAUCCCUGUAAUCGGGAGCCACUCCAAAAUCCACCGCAUGGGUGCCCCCCCACCUCAUCCUUGCCCAACCAGCCUUUCCCUCUUGACCUCCGCCUGACCUGAGGGGAAAGGGAUUGUUUUGCAAUUUGCCCACAAAACAGGCCGAUCUCAGGAGUUCAAGCAGGAGCCCAUCCUGGCUGCCACAUGUAGGCCUGGCAUUCACAUCCUGCUCAGGAGACAUUCACACACCCUAUUCCUUGGCAACGCACCGCUAUUUAUCCGUAAUUACAUGUUACCUGAGCUGGGGAGCCCGAGGCAACUUUGGUGCACGUGAGACAGGGGGACGUUCCUUUGGCACUGUUCUGGCGCACAGCCCAGACGCAUGGAAACAUCAGAACAGACACGUCUCUGCUGUCACAGCUCACUGGCACGGCAUCCUG
Podarcis lilfordi (Lilford's wall lizard) is the source of this 8870-nucleotide messenger RNA. Lineage: Eukaryota; Metazoa; Chordata; Lepidosauria; Squamata; Lacertidae. The record is from the annotation of a GenBank genome assembly.